UUAAAAGCUCGCACUGGAAAUAUCUUAUCCUCGACGCCGCGCGCCACGACGCAGCACGCCCAAGAAACCCCGUGUCCUCACAAAAACCCUGCCUGCCGGAGAUGGCCAGCGGCGACCUUCUCCUCCGCGCCCACGCCGGCGCCCCGGUCCUAGCGAGGGCCUUCUCCUGCCGCCUCCUAGUCCCGGCGAGGCGCCGCAGCGGACUAAUCUCACCUCUGGCCGCUUCCAAGGUCGGCAUCGCCGACGUCGUUGGGCGGGUCAGGUCGGGCGGCGCCGACCAGAAGAGGCGACGCAGGGAUGCGAAGGAGGGAUUUGGGUUCUCCGGGGUGGCCACGAGGAGAGAACUUAUCGACGACGAGAAGGUGGAGCAGGACGAGGAAGAUGAAGCUCUCAAGUUGGGAGUGGAGAAGAAUGGUGGCGAGACGGGAGGUGUGGAUGGCUCGUACCUCAGUGAGACACGGUUUGAUCAAUGUGCUAUUUCCCCUUUAUCGAUGAAAGCCGUCAAAGAUGCUGGAUAUGAAAGGAUGACUGAGGUGCAGGAGGCAACUCUGCCCAUAAUUCUUCAAGGCAAGGAUGUUCUUGCAAAGGCAAAGACAGGAACUGGGAAAACAGUUGCCUUUUUGCUUCCAGCGAUUGAGGUUCUCUCCACUCUACCUCAUCAGCGGGGUCAGUUACGGCCACCUAUAAAUUUGCUGGUGAUGUGCCCUACUAGGGAGCUUGCAAACCAAGUGGCUGUUGAGGCCAGGAAGCUUCUCAGGUAUCAUCGCACGUUGGGUGUGCAGGUUGUAAUUGGUGGCACAAGAUUAACUCAAGAGCAACGAAGCAUGCAAGCUAACCCAUGUCAGAUUCUUGUUGCUACACCAGGAAGGCUUAAGGAUCAUCUUGAGAACACACCUGGGUUUUCUACCAGGCUCAAGGGUGUGAAGGUUCUUGUUCUUGAUGAAGCUGACCGCCUGUUGGAUAUGGGAUUUAGAAGAGAUAUUGAGAAAAUAAUUGCUUCAAUUCCUAGAGAACGGCAAACACUGUUAUUUUCUGCUACUGUUCCAGAAGAGGUCCGCCAAAUUUCUCAUGUGGCAAUGAAGAAAGAUUAUAGGUUCAUUAACACUGUUAAAGAGGGUGAUGAGGAGACACAUGCACAGGUGAGCCAGAUGUACAUGGUUGCACCACUAGACUUGCAUUUUUCUAUCCUAUAUGAUGUAUUGAAGAAACAUGUCGCAGAAGAUGCAGACUACAAAGUUAUUAUAUUCUGUACUACUGCAAUGGUCACCAAACUUGUGGCUGAAGUUCUCUCCCAGCUGAAACUGAAUAUAAGAGAGAUUCAUUCCAGAAAGUCGCAGUCUGCAAGAACUAAGGUCUCAGACGAAUUCAGGAAAUCAAAAGGUUUGAUACUGGUCAGUUCAGACGUAUCUGCCCGGGGCGUUGACUAUCCUGAUGUCACUCUUGUAAUACAGGUUGGAGUUCCUGCAGAUAGAGAGCAGUACAUACAUAGACUAGGCCGGACCGGACGGAAAGGCAAGGAAGGGCAAGGACUCCUACUAUUGGCACCUUGGGAAAAAUAUUUUCUUGGUGCUGUUAAGGAUUUGUCAAUAGCAGAGUCUGCUGUACCACCAGUUGAUUCAAGUGUUGAGACAGAAGUCAGAAAUGCGGUCAGAAAAGUAGAGAUGAAGAGCAAAGAAUGUGCCUAUCAAGCAUGGUUAGGGUACUACAACUCGAACAAGACCAUUGGUCGAGAUAAGUCCAGACUUGUUCACCUUGCAGAAGAGUUCAGCCAAAGCAUGGGUCUUGCAGUUCCUCCAGCCAUACCGAGAAACAUUCUUCGCAAGAUGGGCCUUAACAAUGUCCCUGGGCUUCGUUCAUCAUAAUCUCGAUGUCACGAUAUCAAGCAGAAGACGUGUGCUACAGCACAGUACAUGCAUUUGACCAGCCAUAAUGCUGUUAACUUCGUAAACAACACUUGUUGCUGGACUUAAGUACCGCAGUUAACAUAAGCAGAUUGGUUUGCUGAUGACCUGAAGUUUCUACAAGCAUCCUCAUUUCCAACCCGUACACAAGUCCUCGGGUGUAGCCAGAAUAUGCAUUCAUUUUGAAGCCAAAUUUUGUUCGGUCGAGACAUCAACACUUCACAGAGAAUGCUCAAACAGACAAGGUGAUUCUACGUAUACAAGGAUUUGUCAAAAGCAUAGUGAUGUGUAUGAAGUAUUAAAAGUUCGGGAAGAAAAAUGCGCUUUCCUGAUUUAUCGUCAUAUAGGGGAAUGCAUGUGUUCAGUUUCAAAUUC
Zea mays is the source of this 2276-nucleotide messenger RNA. Its product is annotated as DEAD-box ATP-dependent RNA helicase 25. Lineage: Eukaryota; Viridiplantae; Streptophyta; Magnoliopsida; Poales; Poaceae. The record is from RefSeq and is a predicted model, not a curated record. Bases 102 to 1862 code for a protein of 586 amino acids. The transcript is spliced from 10 exons. Gene Ontology annotation, molecular function: ATP binding; RNA helicase activity; nucleic acid binding.